AUGCCUCCUCGUACUUUUUCAUUUUUCUCAGCCUCAGAGACUAUCAUAUAUCAAAAAGAUGCUACGAAUAAGCAUGAAUUUCUGAAUCAAUUUUUAAAUUUACACUUUCCAAAUUAUUCAAAAAAUUUAAGAAAGCACGUAUGGAAUUAUUUAAAGCGUGCUUGCACAAUUCAACUCAGAGAUUGCGAUAAAAACGUUUACACACAAUAUUAUAUUAGUCCUCCCUAUAAAUUUCACAAAAUUGAUUCAUCCGGCACCGAACAUUCAUAUUCAAUCGUUUACAAAUGCGAAGGAAGCUGCAAUUACAAAAUAAAAGUGACACUGUACCCAAAUCAAAUUCCAAAAAUCGAACCUCUCAGUGGUGAGCAUUCAUGCACACCAAAAGGUACAGUUUUUAGAGAUAUUGAAGAAGAAACAAAAAUUAGGGAUCUAAUGCAAAUUACACGUGAACACCAUUCAAUACAACCGUUAACUUCAGAAGCGCAAAUAUUAUCAUAUUUACUUUCUGAGGCAACAAAACUUGAAAGGCCUCCAAAAAUACCAGAAAAUUUACCACGCACAUUAUACAAAGAGUUUUAUCCACAUAAUUUGGUUAUUCCAGAUUUUGUGGAACAAAUUCUUUCAAUUACCAAACAAAAUUCCGAAAAUUUUCUAAAAUACAUCGCGUUUUACCCAGAACCAAUAAUAAUUUUCGGUUAUGAUCGUUCUGUCUCAAUUUGUCACUCAGCAACAAAAUUAUUCUUGGACGGUACCUUUAAAAUCGUCCCAAGACAGUUCGAUGACAAGGGUCAACUCCUUACAUUAAUGGUGCUUGACCAAACAACGAAUGAAUACAUUCCUGUUGUCCACAUUCUUAUGAAAUCUCGGACAGCAGAAGCGUAUACAACUGCAUUUUCCGCAUUAAUUUCAAUAAUUGGGUUCAACAAUUUCAAAACUGUUUACGUAGAUUUUGAAAUCGCACUUUACAAAUCCAUUAAAUUAUUUUGUCCAAACGCAAAGGUUACUGGCUGCUUAUUUCAUUAUCGCCAAGCAUUAAUUCGCAAAAUAAAAGAAUUAUACCCGAAACAAGAGAUACCAAAAGAGAUUUUUACACUUUACCAAAUUUAUUCCUCAUUACCUUUCGUCGAAAAAGACUCAUUUUAUCAAAUACUUAAAUUAAUCGAUGAGUCAUCCUCAGAAAUUGCAAAGCCGUUCGUAAAUUACUAUAAAAAAGUAUGGAAGAAAGAUUAUGAGUUCAUUAACCAAUUAGAUUCAGAGGAUGAUAUCUACACAAAUAAUGCUCUUGAAUCCUUCCAUUCUUUGCUUUCGAAAGAAUUAGAAAAUGCCCAUCCUAGCCUCGAAAUAAUGAUUGCAAUCUUAAUGAAAGUCGAUAAACACUUGUUGGAUAAACAAUUACUCAGUACAAAACCAGCAAAACAUCCUGUCAAUUAUACAAAGUCCACAGCAAAUAUUAAAAAAGCAAUUACAAAUUAUUUAUCCGAAACAAAUCGAAAUUCCAAGAAAAAUCAAAUCAAACUUAAAGAAUUUCAACAGUAUGGUAUCAUUACAUCUCGCUCAAGUUUGAUUUGGACUUAG
Trichomonas vaginalis G3 is the source of this 1575-nucleotide messenger RNA. Its product is annotated as MULE transposase domain-containing protein. The record is from RefSeq and is a predicted model, not a curated record. NCBI's taxonomy places the organism in Eukaryota, Parabasalia, Trichomonadida, Trichomonadidae. Bases 1 to 1575 code for a protein of 524 amino acids. The transcript has a single exon.